AUGCCAUGUUCAACAGAGGAAGCACUUGCUAGGCUCUUCUACAAUACUUCAUCCUCCGUCUACCUCCUCCUUCUCUUCCUCUAUGUCGCAUUCAUUGUUCUUGCCAAGUUCUUCUGCUUCAUUGGCGGCAACCCAAUAUUCCCAAGAUACCAGAAUGGAUACGAAAACUAUGUGUUUUCCGAUGAAGAAGAGGAGGAAGAAGAAGAGUUAGAAGAAAGGCACAGCUAUCAUGUUCAUGGUCAUCAUCAGUACUACACUGAAAACGAUCAUCUGGUGGCCGACAUCAUUCAUGGAGGUGAAGCACUAAAGUUUCUGCCUGAUGACAACCUUCAGAGGAAUCGGUCAAGUUUUUCUGAUCAAGAGUUCAUUAGCGCCGGGGAGAGCCUAAUUGAAGAAGACCAUGAUAUGUCACAGGGUUCAGAAUCAGAACAAGAUCAUAGUGCAAAUGAAAUCCCGGUACGAGAUACUGCUUCUGUUCGCAAUUCUGUCUCGAAUGAUCGAGUCUGGACCACUUCUCCGAUCACCAUAGACCUACACAGAGGUGACUUGAGGAGAAAGGACAAAAAAUGUGACGAUAAUCUAGAGGAUUCUGAUCAGAUUACCGAAAACAAUACAGAGACACAAUUAUCUGGGGAUGAAAAUUUUCUCGUAUUUAGGCCGCCCCAGUUGGAGACCAAGAAAUUAAUCCGAGUUCAAGAAAACAAAGAGCAUGAAAUUUUUGGUGACUCAACAGUGGGAUCAACUUCUAAGAGCUCUUCUGAAUGGAGAAGCUCAAUCAAUUGUUCUGCGACCGAAGAUCCAUUUUCUUCCUCGUCACGUAGAAGCUGCCCCAAGUGGGAGUCUUACACUGUCUUUCAGAAAUAUGAUGAAGAAAUGAUGUACCUCGACAGAAUUAGUGCCCAAAAGCUCCAUGAAACAGAAUCACUUAGAUCUAUUCAAGUUUGCCCAAGAUCGAUUUCAGAGAGGAUUGUUCAUCGAAUCUCAUUAGCAACUAAAAGGCCAUCUGACGUACGUCACAACCCUUACCACGAACUAGAGGCUGCUUAUGUUGCUCAGAUUUGCUUAACGUGGGAAGCACUUAACUGGAACUACAAGAAAUUCGAGCAAAAAAGGGCCUCGUCGCAUCACGAUUUUGACCCUGGCUGUCCUGGCAAGAUUGCGCAGCAGUUUCAGCAGUUCCAAGUUCUUCUGCAGAGAUAUGUAGAGAAUGAGCCCUACGAGCAGGGCCGGAGACCUGAGAUUUACGCUAGGAUGAGGCUUUUGGCACCAAAGCUACUUCAAGUUCCAGAAUAUCGAGCUUCAGAAGAUGAUGAUGAUCAUGAAAAGGAAGAAGGUUUUGGCUCGAGAAUCUCCUCAGCAGCGUUUCUAAUGGUAAUGGAAGAUGGAAUCCGAACGUUCAUGGAUUUUCUUAAGGCUGAUAAAGAGAAACCCUGCCAAAAGUUAUCAGCCAUGUUUAGGAGAAAACGAAGAAGUUCAGUUGAUCCAACUCUUUUAAAUCUCAUGAAAAAAGUUAACCAAAAGAAGAAGAUGAAGAUCAAAGACCUUCGCCGUUCGCACAAGUGCUUGAGAAAGAAAAGCUUGAAGGUGGAGGAGGAGAUGGAGAUAUUGCUAGGCCUAAUUGACCUAAAACUGGUCUCUAGGGUUUUGAGAAUGAGUGACUUGAGUGCAGAACAACUGCAUUGGUGUGAGGAGAAGAUGAGCAAAGUGAGAGUCCUGGAUGGGAAAUACCAGAGAGAUUCCACACCACUUUUCUUCCCAGCACAGUGAUCAGUGACCCACCACCAGCUCAUGUAAAUUGCUUGAUGACUGGACAGUGGACAUGAGUGCUGAACAAGAUGAAUAUCCUACGUAGGUACCCCUUUUGUAAAUUCAUAUACAAAAUCAUGGAGCUGCUUAGUCAGGGUAGCAGAGACCCUACGGAUCAAAGCAAUCACAUGUGGAAUGACAAGGAUUUGGGAGAUUUGGAAUCCAAGACAGAAGUGUAAAGAGGGUUUAUGUGAUUCAUGAAUAAUGAAAGUGAAAGAACAAAGAAAGGAACAUGAAGAUAGAGACGAGGGGGUAAGACUUUAGCUUUAGCUUUAGCUUUUUAAUUAGGGUUUAUCUAGAACUAGAAGGGGGACUUGAGCUGAAUCAAAAGAAGAGCAAGGCUGCAGCUUCAGAGAUGCAGUGGGAAUAAAAAAAAGGUAGUACGUGUUAUACUCGAGGGAUA
This is a messenger RNA of Fragaria vesca subsp. vesca, 2209 nucleotides long. RefSeq lists its product as uncharacterized. NCBI's taxonomy places the organism in Eukaryota, Viridiplantae, Streptophyta, Magnoliopsida, Rosales, Rosaceae. Bases 1 to 1767 code for a protein of 588 amino acids. The record is from RefSeq and is a predicted model, not a curated record. The transcript has 6 exons.